Messenger RNA from Microthlaspi erraticum, 804 nucleotides. Lineage: Eukaryota; Viridiplantae; Streptophyta; Magnoliopsida; Brassicales; Brassicaceae. The record is from the annotation of a GenBank genome assembly.
AUGGAAAAGUUGGAGCAACAGUUCUCGGAGAAUCUAUUAAUCACCUCCACAAGUGAAACACAACCUCCCAAAUCGGUAAGAGAACACUACUCUGACCCGAUCCCAGUUGAUCUACUUGUCGAAAUAUUCUCUCGAGUCCCGGCAGAUUCUAUAGCAAGGUUCCGUUGCGUAUCGAAAUUCUGGGGUUACAUACUUGGUCGUCCUGAUUUCACAGAGCUGUUUCUGACCAAGUCUUCCACUCGUCCACGCCUCUUAUUCACCUUAACGGCUGAUGAUGGCAAGUUACUAUUCUACUCUUCACCCCAGCCUCAAAAUCCCGAUGAUAACUCUACUGUUGUAGCCACUCGUUAUCAUACGUCUUCUUACACAUAUUUUCCAUCUUGGUACUCUAAUAAAAUCCUUGGAUUGGUCCUUCUUCAUAAAACUUAUAAUAGAAAGGUGCGGCUGAUUUGUAACCCUGUCACGGGAGAUUUCCUAACCUUACCCAAACUGCUUGUGGAAGACAAAACCAUAACCGGAGUGGAAGCUAGAGCUAAGGCGAUUAAUGGAGGAAUCCAUUUGGGAUACGAUCCAAUCAGAAAACAGUUCAAAGUGUUGCGUAUGAACUUGUCAUGUGGUGAAAGACCCAAUACUCAUCAUGUUUUGACAUUGGAGUAUGGAAAACGUUUGUGGAGAAGUAUCGGAUGCAAAUAUCAUUUUAUAGAGAAUGGUAGAAAGUUUGGUGAAGUAUGCAUAAAUGGUGUUUUGUAUUUCGGAGCUGUGUUGGGACGAUAUUGGGUGAUAGUUUGCUUCGACGUUAGGUGA